Syzygium oleosum is the source of this 2886-nucleotide messenger RNA. Its product is annotated as ATP-dependent helicase rhp16. Gene Ontology annotation, molecular function: ATP binding; ATP-dependent chromatin remodeler activity. NCBI's taxonomy places the organism in Eukaryota, Viridiplantae, Streptophyta, Magnoliopsida, Myrtales, Myrtaceae. The coding region runs from base 104 to 2740 and encodes 878 amino acids. The record is from RefSeq and is a predicted model, not a curated record. The transcript is spliced from 16 exons.
CUGCCGACCGAACCAGCACUCCACUCCCCACACCUUUCUCCUUUCUUCUUCUUCCUCCUCCCCAAAACCCUAGAAACCCCGAUCCUCUCUCUGCCCCUCUCCGAUGAGGCUCCGGUCGCGCGAGGUCGUCCGGUCGAGCCCCUCCUCCGAUUGCCCUAACGGUACCGAGCGGGGAAGCGACGGGCAAGAGGGCAGUGAAAGCGUGAUUUGCGUGGACGAAGUUGAUUAUGAUCCGUUUUCGGAUUCCGAGACGAGCGGCGGCGGCGGCGGCAGCGAUGGUGAAGUGGCGGAUUCUGGCAAGCUUUUGGCCAAAAGGGCACGAGUUCAACCUGAAAGGGAAGUGGAGGAUGCGAGCCACGAUGUAGAGGAAGACAUCCUGGAGGGAGGGGAAAGUGAUGGCGAUAGACAGAUCAAUGAAAUCGCUCUGCAGCUGGCUAAUAUGAGAAAUAUCGGCGCUAGAGGCUCAAGGAGGAAGAGAAAAGGCCGAAAGAAGAGAGAAGGGCCGCCGUUAGUGUGGGAAAUUUGGGAAGAAGAACAUGAGAAAUGGAUCGAUGAGAACUUUAAAGAAGAUAUUGAUCUGGAAAAUCAGAAUGAAGUAGUAACAGAGACAGUGGAGGCAUCCUCAGAUUUGAUCAUAGAAUUACUGAGGUAUCAGAAAGAAUGGCUGGCUUGGGCUCUAAAACAGGAAGAGUCUGCAACGAAAGGAGGAAUUCUUGCCGAUGAGAUGGGAAUGGGGAAGACUCUUCAGGCAAUUGCUCUCGUCCUAGCCAAACGCGAAAUCAUCCAUAGCAUAGGCACUGGAUUGGACUGGUGCUUACCUUCACCAGGUUCAUCGACCAGUUUGCCUGAAAUUAGAGGAACCCUAGUCAUAUGUCCUGUGGUUGCUGUGACUCAAUGGGUUAGUGAGAUCAAUCGCUUCACUGCCGCAGGAAGCACUAAGAUCCUAGUAUAUCAUGGAGCAAAUAGAGGAAGGACCGCUGAGCAGUUCAAGAACUAUGAUUUCGUUAUAACCACAUAUUCACUUGUUGAAGGCGAGUACAGGAAAUUUGUGAUGCCACCCAAGAAGAAGUGCGUGUAUUGUGGGAAGUUGCUUUACAAGGAGAAAAUGACGGUUCACCUCAGGUACUUUUGUGGUCCUCACGCUAUCAAGACAAUGAAGCAGUCUAAGCAAGAAAAGAAGAAAGGCAGACAGGCAACGCAGCAGAGAGAUACAGAAUCUACCGUAGACAGCAUUAGUGAUUUGGAGGAUGAUCAAAGCCAUCGUGUGGGGAAGUCGCUUCUACACUCAGUGAAGUGGGAACGCAUUAUUUUGGAUGAGGCUCACUUUGUCAAAGAUAGGCGAUGUAAUACUGCUAAAGCAGUUCUCGCACUAGAGUCUUCAUACAGAUGGGCCUUAAGUGGAACACCUCUUCAAAAUCGUGUUGGGGAGCUCUACUCUCUUGUCCGUUUUCUUCGAAUUGUGCCGUAUUCAUUCUACUUAUGUCAAGAUUGCGAUUGCAGAACACUUGAUUAUAGUUCCUCAAAACAAUGUCCUGACUGCUCUCACAGUUCUGUACGGCACUUUUGUUGGUGGAAUCGAUAUAUAGCGAAUCCUAUACAAGCACAUGGAAAUGCUGUUGGCAGAAGGCGAGCAAUGAUAUUACUAAAACACAAAAUUUUGAAAAACAUAUUGCUGAGACGCACAAAAAAGGGAAGAGCUGCCGAUCUUGCACUUCCACCUAGAAUUAUUACUUUGAGGCGGGAUACACUGGACAUUAGAGAAGAAGACUAUUACACAUCAUUGUACAAUGAGAGCCAAUCUCAGUUUAAUACAUAUGUUGAGGCAGGAACUCUGAUGAAUAAUUAUGCGCAUAUUUUUGACCUUCUCACGCGCCUCCGCCAGGCAGUUGAUCAUCCUUACCUUGUUGUUUAUUCGAAGAGUGCUGCUUCAAGAAGUGGAAGUAUGGUUGAGCCUGUUACUGGUGUACAGCCAUGUGGUGUUUGUGAUGAACCUGCAGAAGAUCCUGUGGUUACCUCUUGCGUACACGUAUUUUGUAAGGCUUGCUUGAUUGAAGUUUCUACUUCAUCGGGACAACUCUCCUGUCCUACAUGUUCUAAGCCGCUUACUGUUGAUUUGUCUUCAAAGUCGGAUGCUGGAAAUAAUUCUUCAAAAUCAACUAUCAAAGGGUUUAAAUCCACCAGUAUUCUUAACAGGAUACAACUGAAUGAUUUUCAGACAAGUACAAAAAUUGAAGCUUUGAGGGAAGAAAUUAGAUUCAUGAUUGAACGGGAUGGUUCUGCCAAAGGCAUUGUUUUCAGUCAGUUUGCAUCGUUCCUGGAUCUCAUCAAUUAUUCCCUACAAAAGUCGGGCAUAAAUUGUGUUCAACUGGUGGGGGACAUGACGAUAAAUGCGAGAGAUGCUGCCAUAAAGAAAUUCACUGAUGAUCCCGACUGUAAGAUCUUCCUUGUGAGCUUGAAAGCUGGAGGCAUUGCUCUUAAUCUUACAGUUGCAUCGCAUGUGUUUGUGAUGGACCCAUGGUGGAACCCUGCUGUGGAGCGGCAAGCCCAAGAUAGGAUCCAUAGGAUUGGACAGUACAAGCCAAUCAGAAUCAUGAGGUUCGUUAUUGAGAACACGAUCGAGGAGAGGAUUCUGAAGUUGCAGGAGAAGAAGGAACUAGUCUUCGAAGGGACUGUCGGAGGUUCGUCAGAGGCUUUGGGGAAGUUAACGGAGUCUGAUUUGAGAUUCCUGUUUGUAACCUAACGGGUUAGAGUCUCUCAGGCCUCAGAUAAGGGUAAAGCUAUGGCAGUUUGGGGCACUGUUCAUCUCCAUUGUCAUUAAAGUUGUAAGUAGGUGUGCUCUAAAGUUUUGACUUUUGAACUUCAAUUCUUUACUUCUCGGCCGAGUAU